AUGGACCCCUCUAAUCCGAAGGGAUCUUCUAGUAUCUCCCAUCCCGUUCCUCCAGAAAUACAUCUGAAAUCUCAGAGUGUGGAUGGAUCAACCAAUCUAUCCCAUCCCAAGGAAUCUUCUGUAGGCCUCAACGUUGAUCACACAGUUGAGAGUUUAUUUUCAUGUGCAGUGUGCGGGAAUUUGUUCACUGAGCAUGGAGAACUUCUUAUACACCAGAAGAGGCACAGGGCUAAACAUGGUAAACAUUCUUUCUCAUGUUCCGAGUGUGGGAAAGUUUUCAACCAGGAAAGAUUUCUUCUUAGACACCAGAGGGUCCACACAGGCGAGCGUCCUUUCUCAUGCUCAGAGUGCGGAAGAUGUUUCAGUCAAAAAGAAAACCUUGUUAAACACCAGAAAAUUCACACGGGGGAGCGUCCAUUUGUAUGCUCAGAGUGCGGGAGAUGUUUUGGUGAAAAACGACAGCUCAUUAUUCACCAGAGAAUUCACACGGGUGAGCGCCCUUAUUCCUGUUCAGAGUGCGGGAAAUCUUUUAUGGAGGAAAAAUCAUUUCUUACUCACCAGAGAAGACACACGGGGGAGCGUCCUUAUUCAUGUCCAGAGUGCGGGAAAUGUUUUGUUGACAAAGCAGACCUUCGUAAACACAGGAGAAUCCACACGGGCGAGCGCCCUCAUUCGUGUUCGGAGUGUGGGAAAAAUUUUCUGCUUAAAGGAGACCUUGUUAAACACCAGAGAAUUCACACCGGGGAACGCCCUUAUGUAUGUUCAGAGUGCGGGAAAUGUUUUAAUUAUAAAGCAGACCUUGCUAAACACCAGAGAACUCACACGGAGUGCGGGAAAGUCUUCAACCAGGAAAGAUUUCUUCAUAGGCACCAUUUAACGCAUACAGGCGAGCGUCCUUUCUCCUGCGCAGAGUGCGGGAGAUGUUUCAGUCUGAAAGAAAACCUUCUUAGGCACCAGAAAACUCACACGGGUGAGCGUCCCUUUAUAUGCCCAGAGUGCGGGAGAAGUUUUGCUGAAAAAAAUAACCUCCUUAGGCACCAGACCAUUCACACGGGUAAGCGCCCCUUUUCAUGUUUGGAGUGCGGGUAUUCUUGCCUUUUGAAAGGAGACCUUGUUACUCACCAGAGAAUUCACACGGGUGAGCGCCCUUAUUCCUGUUCAGAGUGCGGGAAAUCUUUCAGUGAGAAAAGAUCGUUUCUUACACACAAGAGAAGACACACGGGGGAGCGUCCCUAUUCAUGUUUAGAGUGCGGAAAAAGUUUUGUUCAGGCAGCAGACCUACGCAAACACAAGAGGAUUCACACGGGCGUGUCUUAUUCAUGUCCAGAGUGUGGGAAAAGUUUCAUGCAUAAAGGAGAUCUUGUUAAACAUCAAAGAAUUCACACGGAUUUUCUCAACCUGAGUAGUCACAAGGAAGAGCGUCCUUAUUCCUGUUCCAUGUGUGGGAAAUGUUUCAUCCUGAAAAGUGCACUUGUUAGACACCAUAAAAUUCAUACAGGUGAGCGUCCCUUUUCAUGUUCAAAGUGCGGGAAAUGUUUUGCUGAGAAAGGAAACCUUCUUAUACACCAGAGAAUUCACACGGGUGAGCGUCCUUAUUCAUGUUCGGUGUGCGGGAAGUGUUACGGGGUGAAAAAUUUGCUUGUUAUACACCAGAAAAUUCACACGGGGGAGCGCCCUUUCUCAUGUUCAGAGUGCGGGAAAUGUUUCGUUGAGAAAGGAAAACUUCUUAUACACCUAAGGAGUCACACUGGUGAGCGUCCCUAUUCAUGUUCAGACUGUGGAAAAUGUUUUGCUGAGAAAGGAAACCUUCUUAUACACCAAAGAAGUCACACGGGGGAGCGUCCUUAUUCAUGCUCAGAGUGCGGGAAAUGUUUUGUUCUGAAAAACAUACUUGUGAGACACCUGAAAAUUCACACGGAAGAGCGCCCUUUCUCGUGCUCAGAGUGCGGGAAAAGUUUUAUUGAAAAAGCAAAACUUCUUAUACACCAGAGAAGUCACACGGGGGAGCGUCCUUUUCCAUGUUCAGAGUGCGGGAAAUGUUUUGCUGAGAAAGGAAAGCUUCUUAUACAUCAGAGAGUUCACACGGGUGAGCGACCUUAUUCAUGUUCAGAGUGCGGCAAAUGUUUCACUCAAAAUGGAAGCCUUCUUAAACACCAAAAGAGUUCCUUCUCAUGUUCGGUGUGUGGGAAAUCUUUCGCUGACAAAAAAGCACUUCUUAGACAUGAGAAAAAUCACACAGACGAGCGUCCUUUCCCAUGUUCAGAGUGUGGGAAAUGUUUCAGUAAAAAAAAAGUGCUACUUAUACACCAGAGAAUUCACACAGGUGAACGACCUUUCUCAUGUUCAGAGUGUGGGAAAUGUUUUAUUGAGAAAGGGAAACUACUUAUACACCAGAGAACUCACACGGGCGAGCGUCCCUACUCGUGUUCAGAGUGCGGGAAAUCUUUCGGUGAGAAAAGAACACUUCUUACACACCAGAGAAGUCACACGGGUGAGCGUCCUUAUUCAUGUCUAGAGUGCGGAAAAAGUUUUAUUCAGACAGCAGAUCUUCGUAAACACGAGAGAAUACACACGGGUGAGCGUCCCUAUUCGUGUUCAGAGUGCGGGAAAACGUUCAUGCAUAAAGGAGACCUUGUUAAACACCAGAGAAUUCACACCGGUGAGCGUCCCUUUGCAUGUACGGUGUGCGGAAAAUGUUUCAAUCUAAAAAAUUCACUUCUUAAACACCAGAGAACUCACACGGGUGAGCGUCCUUAUUCUUGUACAGAGUGCGGAAAAUGUUUCACUGAGAUAAGCGUACUUCGUACACACCAAAGGAUUCACACAGUCACAAAAGAUACCUUCUCACACAUCAGAGAAUGCACACAGGCGAGCGCCCUUUUUCGUGCACAGAGUGCGGGAAAAGUUUCUUUCAGAAAGGCAAAACUUAACUUACACCAGAGAACUCACACAGGCGAGCGCCCUUUUUCGUGUUCAGAGUGCGGGAAAAGUUUUACUGAGAAAAGCGUACUCCUGUCGCAUAUGAGAACUCACACGGGUGAGCGUCCUUUCUCAUGUGCAGAGUGCGGGAAAUGUUUUACCUACAGGAAAGCACUUGUUCAGCACGAGAAAGUUCACUCAAAAUAG
This is a messenger RNA of Staurois parvus, 3126 nucleotides long. NCBI's taxonomy places the organism in Eukaryota, Metazoa, Chordata, Amphibia, Anura, Ranidae. The record is from the annotation of a GenBank genome assembly.